This is a messenger RNA of Candidula unifasciata, 1710 nucleotides long. The record is from the annotation of a GenBank genome assembly. NCBI's taxonomy places the organism in Eukaryota, Metazoa, Mollusca, Gastropoda, Stylommatophora, Geomitridae.
AUGUGUGCAACUGGUGCUUACAAUCCAAUAGCAUAUCAGCUGAAAUUGGAGGCUGAUAAAUUUUCUGUUGUCAAGGACGACCUAAAUGGUAUUGGAAUUUGCCCAUAUGAUCCUAAUGAUAACACAACCGUUGUUCUUGUUGAAAAUGGAGCACCUGGCAACAUUCCUGCCCUGUUUGCUGGAUCAGUUACAGACUUCAUCAAAUCAGACCCUAUUAUUGUUCGACCAUUUGUUUAUCUGCCAGAUGGAACUCUUGAGGCAGGAUAUGUUAGGACUCUUCGAGUCAGAAAUGAUUGGUUGAAUGAACCACAGUUUGUUGGAUCCUUUGAUGUCGGUGAGCAUGUUUAUUUUUUCUAUCGAGAGGUGGCCUUGGAGUACACUAACUGUGGAAAGAAAAUAUACUCAAGAGUUGCCCGAGUUUGCAAGAAUGAUUAUGGGGGUAGCAACACGCUACAGAACAUCUGGAUUUCUUUUCUGAAAGCCAGACUGAAUUGUUCAAUACCUGGAGAAUAUCCCUACUACUUUGACGAAAUACAGGAUGUAUAUAAAGUUGGUGAUACAUUCUAUGGACUUUUCACAACAAACACAAAUGGCCUGACAGCUUCUGCCAUUUGUGGGUUCAACAUGCGUGACAUAGAUCGAGCUUUUGAUGGGGCAUUUAAAGAACAGAGGGAUAAACAGUCCAUCUGGCUGCCAGUGGCUGAAAUUGAAGUGCCGUCGCCACGACCAGGAGAUUGUAAAAGAACAAGUUUAAGAAGCAAGCAGAAUGAUUUACCCUAUGAAUUCAUUAACUUUGUAUCCCGUUCAAGUAUGCUAAUGGACAGAGCUGUGUCUCACACAUUUGGCAAGCCCAUCUUUUAUCAGGGCAAUUGUCUUAUGCAGAAACUGGUUGUAGUUCAAAAUGUGGCUGGCCAUGGAGAGCUGGUGUUCUUUACAGCAACCAAUACUGGAAUUAUCUAUAAGAUAGCAGCCUGGCCAGGUUUGACUCCACUGGAUGCACCAAAAACGUAUAUAGUAACAAACUAUAUUCCAUUUGGUGAUAGCAGGCCAGUUUGGAAUCUCAUACUUUAUGAUGCAUGGAUUUACUUUGGAACUGACAUGGCUGUUGGCCAGAUAGCUGUGGAAACCUGUGACAAGUACCAAAAAAUUGACCUCUGUAUAUAUGACCCCUAUUGUGGCUGGGAUACCACAACUGAAGAGUGUAGAUCUAAUGAAAGAAAGAAUUUAAUCAACUAUGCUAAAAUAGACUUGCUAUCAUAUUCACUUGAGGAAGCCAUUAGGAAACAUGUUGGAGAGUUAUAUGCUUAUGAAAAAAUUUCCAAGAUAUCUGGAAGUUCAGUGACCUUACGAGUAGAAUAUCGGCUUCAUGUCAGUGGAAGUGUCAGGUGGACCAGAAAUGGUACCAACGUGAAUGAUGACAGGCAUAUACUGGCACAGGACAACUCUCUGAUAGUGACAGAUCUUCGCAAGUCAGAUGAGGGCUUGUACACUGCCACUGAUAAGUUGGGAAGGACAGUUGCAGAGUACUCUCUUAUUAUAGAGACAAGUAAAGAGCAAAUUGAACAAAGAUGGAUGCGUAAAUUUGACCAAUGGUGUGAUGAAUUUGAGCGGUAUCAAGAAGAUGUCAGACAGUGGGAGAGAAAAUGCUCUAAUUGCUGUCAAGAGUCGGCUCUCAUGAACAUGGUUCCAGCUCUCGAAGGUGGAAAGUAA